GAAAUGUAAAAAUAUUUUUGUGAUCUUUAGAAAUGGGCUGAAUGAUUUGGAUUAGCGUCUGACAAAAAAACUUGACUUUUGAGGUUAAUAUGUCGAAAUUACUGUUUGAUGGUGUAAUAUCGUUAGAUGAUGUCUUAUUUUUGUUAUUUUAAACAUUGAAACCAUGCCAUUAUACAAAACAUUACUCUAGUUCAGUUCAUAAGUAAUUUUCUAUUAAUUAAUUCUUAAUACAUCUUAGUUGUUUACGACGAAGCUGUCAAAAUGCUAAUUUAGAUUUAAUACGUUCAUAAAAAAAGUAGACAAUUUAAAUAUAUAAAAUAUAUUAGUUCAUCGAGGAGCCCAGUUUAUGCUCGCGUUUCAGUUUUAACUAUGGCUGACGAUAUCGAUAUCGAGGAGCACGAUGUCCUGGACAAUCCGCUGCUUAAGAACAUAUUUCCGGACAUCACAAGUAUAAAGACGGAGGUGAUCGACUAUGAAGAUGAAGAGAAUGAUGAGGAGAAUAUGUUGUUUAAUGGGGACGAAGACUUCAGUUAUGAGAUUCAACAGCAAAAAAACGAUCCAUCAAUCCACGAGAGCAAACCGAGCUCGUCAUCAACAUCGGGUGUCAACACACCGGAACCACAUGCAACGAUAAGCAGAGGAGAAUCUCAUUCGGACGGCACAUCUCAUCAUUGCAACGAAUGUGACUCGAUGUUUCCGACCGAAGAAGCUCUGGAUGAACAUAAAACGAUAACCCAUUCAUAUCUGGUGGCUGUCAGGAAGAACAAAGCGUACAAGAGCACAACAAAGGGCUCGAUAUUCAAUCGCAAGAUCAAAAUGGAACCGGAUCCGGUCGAGGACAAGUCAGUUUUGUGCAGCUGUUGUAACGAGGUCUUCCCCGAUGAGCUGGCAUUCAUGAAACAUUCAUACAGCGUGAUGCCCGUGUGUUUCCAGUGCGACCUGUGCGACAUGGAGUGUGACAGCGAGGCCGCUUUGAGGAACCACAAAGCGACCCAUUCUAUGAACGACGAGUACAUAUGCUGUCCGGUCUGCUCCUGCCAUUUCCGGAACAGAGUGAAGCUGUGCAACCACAUGCGCAUCUUCCACGGCUUCAACGACGACGUCCCGGAGCCGACGACCGCGGUGGACUUCGAUUGCGAGGCCUGCGGUCACUCGCUGCCGGAUUGCAAGCGCUACAACCACCACAUACAGCACAAACAUCCGGAACUGUACAACAAAGUGGUGGAUACCCGCAAAUAUCACUGUCCGCCCUGUAAUCUGACUUUCCCGUCGUCCUACUCCGAGAAGAUACAUCGCGCGGCCAAACACGCGGUGCCAGAUGACGUGAGUUACGAACAGCAGUCCACGAGCUCGCAGAACUACCUGCCGAUGCCGAUCGCUACACUGUUCAAGUGCACCAAGUGCCACGUGCAUUUCCUGUCGUUCAUGAAAGCGGUGGAACACUUCAAAACCUGUGAGGCUGAUGCUGGUGAUUACAAAUGCAAAAUAUGCAGGCGUUUCCUCAACAAACCGGACAAAAUUGGUCAUUUGAAACAGCACGAAAUGGUUGAGAAAUUGAAGGGCAUUAAGAUAAGAGACGUCGAGAUACAGAAUAAGAUAGUUUGCAAUUGCCGCAAAUGCCAGAUAUGCUUCGACGAAGCCGGCUUCCAGAAAUGCCACACGGACGUCUGUUUGCCAGCUAAAAGCGUGAAGUGCUCGCUGUGCCGUCUGAUAAUACACGAGGAUUAUAUGGUACAGCAUUCAAAGGCUCAUGCGACCGGCGUCAAAACUACGGACUUCAUUGUGGUUGAUUAUAUGUGCUUUGACGAGAACGAGCAGAAAGAACAGAUACAAGAACAGCCGAAGGUCAAGAUGGAUCGAACGGCUAAGCCGAAACACCUGUUCUACUGUCCCACCUGCAAAUGCUACCUCAAAAUCAACAGAACGAUCCACGGGCACAGUGUCGGCAAAUGCAACAGGUCCCUCAACAAAUACCUGUGCAAGCUGUGCGGUUUGUGCUUCACGGUAAAAGGAAUGAAGACUCACAAGCGGGAGCACAAACUCUACCCCAAUCUGAAGCUCCACGAAUUCAAAUUCGUUUCAACUCAAACCGGAAGGCAGAUAGAACCGAAGUUUCCGGAAUUCAAGAAAUGCAAAGCCUGCAGCGUCCACUUCUUCAGCGAGCAGGCCAGGAGACGGCAUUCCUGUUUCUCCGAAGUCCACAAAACUUGCCAAUACUGCCGCGAGAACUUCAGUGAUCUGGCAUUCAAACUCCACGUGCCGUUCCACAAAUAUGGCGAUUGGGACAGCCAAAAAGUCAACAUCCCGGAUAUACUGAAAACCUACGAGUCUCUCCAGACCAUGUGGAAUAUACUCUACCUGUGCGAGACCUGCGACACUAUAAUAGACACAUACGACUCCGUGGUAGAGCACUCCCAAGACCACUUCUGCAACAUGGAGAGCUACAACAAGACGAUAAACAAUUGUGAUAUAUGCGAUCUCAAAUUCGUUGGCAAUUCAAUAGAUAGACACAAAGAAUUGCAUCUCGGGAACAGCCUCAGGAAGGAUUCGUUCAUAAUAUUGAACUAUGAUUACGAGAAGCUUCUAUCCAACGAGUGGUUGAAAAUGUUCGCGUGCCUGGCCAAGGAGCAGGUCAAUCAGAUACUGUCUAGGAGCAUUUACAAAGUCACAAGGAGCAUCAGAAUGGAAAUCGCCGUGGACGGUCCCUUACACACGACGCUGUACCGGUGUGGGGGGUGCAGCAAUAUCAUAGACACGGACUGCGUCGAGGCGCACGCCCAAAAUAAUAAUUGCUCCAACAACGAUUUCAAAUACAAUUGCGUCACUUGCCGGCUCAGCUUCGCUACGCGGAACUCGAAGGCGGAUCACGAUUAUCUUCACAAGACAUGCAAAUUGGACAGCAACUGUUUGAGAAUUAUAGAUUUCAAUUUGCAAAAAGACUUCUACGUGAACGAUGUCCUGCGAUCCAAGUUGCGUCCCGAGGGUUUGAGCUUCAAGAGAUGCCAGCAAUGCGGUAAACUGAUACAGAAAGACAAAUUCCAGAAACACAGCGCCUUCCACGUAGAACAAAAACACAAGCUCUUCAAGAACCAACCCAAGUUUGUGUCGAAGUCGUCCGCCAAGAAAAUGGUCCACACAUUCUACACUUGUAGGAAAUGUAAAGUUAGCGUCGUCUUCAAACAGACGAUAAACAUACACACCUGCAAGACGCUGGUCAGACUCGUUAAGUGUAACAAGUGCGGGCUCAUGAUCAGAGCGUCGAGUUUGCAGAGGCACAGCCAAUACCACAGAAAAUUCCCGAAAAUGACGGCAGCGGACAUAAAAAUAGUGUACUUCCAAAAUAAAUGCAUCGAGGAUCCUGUAAGACAAAACGAGGAGCAGUUGGUCUUCUACCAAUGUACGGACUGCGCUUUGACAGUACACAGAGAGUCCACAACCAAGAAACAUGCCUGCAACGGCUCACUUAACAAAAAAUAUUGCAAUAUAUGCGAGCUGUAUUUCCACGCGUCAAAUUUUAUGCACCACGAAAAAAUACACGAGCAGAUGGCAUUCGGCAAAGACGACAUCACCCUCUUGCAGUUCAGGAACGGCGUAGUUUACGGAGACGUCAACCCGCAAACGAAGAUCGUAAGCUAUAAGCCGAAGCGGGAGAAUAUAUACAUAAAGAAAGUGCGGAAACGUCGUCUGUUCGACAGCCAGCUGAACCACGAGUUGACCGACAGGGAAUUCUACCGGUCUAUAUCGGCUAGACUCUACAAAUGUGAUACCUGCAAAUUGCUGUUUGUAACCGGCUCAUGUCUGGCUCAACAUCAAAAAAUAUGCAGCGAGAACAACACAGGCGUUGAAUGUAAAAAUUGCGGACUGAUUUUCCACGAAACAGCAAUAAAACAUCACAUCACACUCCAGAAAUGCAAUCUCAAACCAAACAUCAAUUUUAUUUCGCUUAAAUUGAACUGUGAAACCUACAGCGACAGGCGGGUCGUGUACCUCUGCCAGCAAUGCAACGUGUACAACAUAUCCCUGAGGGGCAACAUGUAUCACGUGGAGGCUAACCACAGGAUAGGCAAAAUGACGGUUAAGUGCGUCACGUGCAAUAUAACCUUCUCGUCGGUGAGUUACAGGAACCACAUGAAGCUGCAUCACCACAAGAAGAGAACCGGCUUCAAAGACUUGGCAGUCGCCACGGUCACUAUUAUGACGUUAGCGGACGCGCUCAAAGAUUUACCUGACAGAAGUCAAAUCAGAUUGAUAGAUUUUGAUUCCGUCGAAGAAUCAGGUGUCGAUGGAAGAGCAGUGAAACGAAAACUGUCGCUGGAUGAUGAGGAUUCGCAAGACGAAACAAACAAACUGCCUAGAAUUGAACCCAGGGCCACUACUAGCGAUGAGAUUCUGUCACCGAAAUCUAAAAUACAGUUCAAUAAAAACAGCCUCUACUCCUGUGGGGUCUGCGACCUGAACUUCCUCCAUCCAAAAACCCUCAAACGUCACAUGGACAUAGGGCGUCACGACGAACAAAGAUACGUCUGUCCCGAAUGCAAUCUUAUGUUCACAAGAAUAUCUCUAACAAGGCACAUGUACACCCACGAGACGGUGGAGGAAACUAACGAUUACAGACCGAAAUACAGAAACGAGUCUAGGACUAGGCGGAGCCAAGGAGACAGCAGCGAGGAGAAUUCACAGAGCUCCAGUACAUACAAAGUGGAAAUAGAGCCGAGCAUAUCAACGGAAGAGGCGAGUCAGGGCGAUCCAGAGGUCAAGCUAUACAAGUGCGCCGCCUGCGACGUCUAUUACCUGAAAGAAGAUAUAUGUGUGGAGCAUGUUACGGAGCACGCGGCGUUGGAUCCCACAGAGUAUAUAGCGUGCAAGAUGUGCGACCUGCAGUUCCUCUGCGAGUACCUCGGCUCGCACAUGAAGACUCACCGCGACAAGUCCUUCAAUAUCGAUAAAUUGAUAGUCCUCGAAUACCAGAUAGUCGAUAACAGCGUGAAAAUCGAUACAUACUCAGCGGCCGACAGGUUGAAAUCCAAAUUGGUCAGCACCACAACCCACUCCGAUACAGAGGACGAGAAGAACGAUAACAUAGACUCGACGACUGAUGAAAACAAUUUCAACCAAUCAGCGCCCUCCGUGUCCGACCAAUCAGCGGACAGACCGACGCCUCAAAUGGAGAGCGCCAAUUGAGUUGGAAUUGGAAAACAAUUCCAAAACAGGAAUACCUCAAGGUCGGCAUGAGAUGAGCGUAAUUAUACAUAGUUUAUUAUCUAUUGUUUUAAUGUUAAGAGCAUUUCUUAAAUAACGUAUUUUGUUGCGCUUAACCCUUACACUUACAUAAACUCUUUGUUUAUUAUUUAAACACAAUUUUAUUGACGCGCGAAAAAAUUUUUUGAAAAUUUUGACUGAUAAAUUUAAGUCUGAAUAAUUAAAAAACAAAAUCGUCACACCGAGAAGGAGGAGAGGUGUAGGAGAGAAAAAAUCAACGAGAAAUUAUAUAUAUAUAAAUACAAGCGUUUUAUUUUAAAAUUGAAUUCCAAGUACAGAGAGUACUUCCAAAACUUUUAUAUCAGCACAUCGUCGAUGUACGAAAGCUGAGAACGACGACUAUUGUUACUUGAUGGAACCCUUCGAAUGAAUCUACUGGAAUCGAUUUGAUGGUAUUUUUUUUUGUAUGUUUUAGAUUGUUUGAUUUUGAAUAAUCUAUGAUUUUUAUUAUGUAAGAUUUAAUAAUUGUAAGUGAUAUUUGUGAAUUUAAAUAAAAAAUAAUAAUAAUAAUAUGAA
Danaus plexippus (monarch butterfly) is the source of this 5775-nucleotide messenger RNA. Its product is annotated as zinc finger protein 91-like. The transcript has 3 exons. Gene Ontology annotation, cellular component: nucleus. NCBI's taxonomy places the organism in Eukaryota, Metazoa, Arthropoda, Insecta, Lepidoptera, Nymphalidae. Gene Ontology annotation, biological process: regulation of transcription by RNA polymerase II. Gene Ontology annotation, molecular function: DNA-binding transcription factor activity, RNA polymerase II-specific; RNA polymerase II transcription regulatory region sequence-specific DNA binding. Bases 370 to 5181 code for a protein of 1603 amino acids. The record is from RefSeq and is a predicted model, not a curated record.